This is a messenger RNA of Sarcophilus harrisii (Tasmanian devil), 999 nucleotides long. RefSeq names its product olfactory receptor 9K2-like. Gene Ontology annotation, cellular component: membrane. Gene Ontology annotation, biological process: G protein-coupled receptor signaling pathway; sensory perception of smell. Lineage: Eukaryota; Metazoa; Chordata; Mammalia; Dasyuromorphia; Dasyuridae. Gene Ontology annotation, molecular function: G protein-coupled receptor activity; odorant binding; olfactory receptor activity. The record is from RefSeq and is a predicted model, not a curated record.
AUGUCAGGAUCAAAAAUGAGAAUUCUUCUUGACCUUGCCUCUCAGCAGAUCUCUACCAUGGGUGACAGGGGGAUAAGCAACCACUCAGAAGUGAAUGAAUUCAUUCUCAUAGGCUUCCAAGUCCGCCCAGAGCUUCAAAUUCUCCUUUUCUUCUUGUUUCUGCUUACCUAUAGCAUGGUCCUUCUGGGGAACAUUGGUAUGAUUGUCCUCAUCCUGACUGCUUCCCGACUGAACACACCAAUGUAUUUCUUCCUAGGCAAUCUCUCUUUUAUUGAUCUUUCCUACUCCUCUGCUGUGGCACCCAAAGCCAUAGCCAACUUUCUCUCAGAGAAUAAGACCAUCUCCUUUGCAGGCUGUGUGGCCCAGCUCUUCUUCUUUGCUCUCUUUAUUGUGACUGAGGGCUUUCUGUUGGCAGCUAUGGCCUAUGAUCGCUUCAUAGCCAUCUGCUCCCCACUCCUGUAUUCUGCCCGUAUGUCAAGAAGCCUCUGCAUCCAACUGGUUGCAGGAUCUUACUUUUGUGGCUGUAUCAGUUCCAUCCUUCAAGUAAGCAUUACCUUUACUAUGUCCUUCUGUGCAUCUCAUGUUAUUGAUCUUUUUUACUGUGAUACCCGCCCAAUACAGAAGAUCUCAUGUUCUAAUGUCUUUAUUAACAAGGUGGUGUCAUAUUCUUUGUCUGCCAUCAUUAUUUUGCCCACAAUAAUGGUCAUCAUGGUGUCCUACAUCUAUAUCAUAUCUACUAUCCUGAAGAUCCGUUCCACUGAAGGACAAAUGAAAGCAUUCUCCACCUGUGGGUCUCAUCUGAUGGUUGUGAGUUUGCUCUAUGGAACUGUUUCUUUUAUGUAUCUUACACCUGCCAGUAACCCAGAGCUGGGUAAAGUGGCCUCUCUGUGCUAUACCAUUGUUACUCCAAUGUUAAAUCCUUUGAUUUAUUCUCUAAGAAACAAAGAUGUCAAAGAAGCUCUGAAAAACAUGUUAUGGGAGAAAAAGGGUUUUCUCUAA